UUCUGUUGUCUAUAAACGAUUGCAUUUAACUAACUGUGAUAUCGCACACACAAACAGGCACACACUCAUAAUGCUCAGAAACUGUCGACGUGUGUGCGUCCUCCCUCGCCUCAAUAUAUUUGUAAACUCAUUGGACCAGCGGCAAAAGUACAGCUCCAAGUUGACUGCUGCACAAAACAGCAUGGAUAAGUUUGACUUGCCCAAGCGUUUGCAGGGCAGUACACCCAGCGUGUGGAACGAAUAUAUUACGCUGGCCAUGCAGUACAAACCCCUGAAUCUGGGCCAAGGAUUCCCAGAUGAUGCUGCACCGGAAUAUGUGACCAGUGCGCUGGCAGAUAUUGCCAGGGACGAGAAUUAUCUUCUGCAUCAGUACACCAGAGGCAACGGUCAUGUGCGGUUGGUGCAGGCGCUGUCCAAACUCUACAGUGGUCUAAUUGGCAGAGAAUUGAAUCCGCUGAGUGAUAUAUUGAUUACAUCUGGUGCCUACGAGGCACUCUACUCCACAAUAUUGGGCCAUGUCGACGAUGGCGACGAAGUCAUCAUUAUUGAACCCUUCUUCGACUGCUAUGAGCCCAUGGUAAAAAUGGCGAAUGGCGUGGCUCGCUUCAUUCCUCUUAAAUUGCGUGAGAAAGAUGGCCCCAUUAGUUCGGCUGACUGGGUUUUGGACGAUGCUGAACUGGAGAAGCUCUUCAAUGAGAAGACGAAAAUGAUUAUACUGAAUACGCCACACAAUCCCACCGGCAAGGUUUUCCAUCGCAAUGAGCUGGAACGAAUUGCUGAGCUGUGCUGCAAGUGGAACGUGCUCUGCGUCUCGGAUGAGGUUUACGAGUGGCUUGUAUUCGAUGGCGUCGAGCAUGUGCGCAUUUGCACCCUGCCCGGCAUGUGGGAUCGCACAAUAACCAUUGGCUCGGCAGGCAAAACCUUUUCGGUGACGGGCUGGAAGAUUGGAUGGGCUUAUGGGCCGCAUCAGCUGAUACGCAACCUUCAAAUGGUUCAUCAAAAUUCGGUUUAUACAUGCCCAACACCACUGCAGGAGGGCGUGGCGCGCAGCUUUGAGGUGGAGUUGGCACGUCUGGGCAAGCCGGAAAGUUACUUCCUCAGCUUGCCGCGUGAGCUGCAGCCAAAAAGAGACUUCAUGGCCGAGUUCCUGAGCGAGGCGGGCAUGCGUCCCACAAUUCCAGAGGGCGGCUAUUUCAUGAUGGCGGAUUGGUCGCCGCUUGCCCACAAGGUCGAUCUGAGCGCGGAGCCGGACAAGUAUCGUGACUACAAGUUCACCAAGUGGAUGACAAAGAACAUGGGCUUGCAGGGCAUUCCACCAAGUGCCUUUUACAGUGAGUCCAACAAGCAUCUGGGCGAGGACUUUGUGCGCUACUGUUUCAUCAAGAAGCAGGCCAAUCUCGACAAGGCAGCCGAGCUGCUCAAGCAGUGGAAAUAAAGCGUAUGCAUGUGUUUUUAUAUGUAGUAUAACUACGCAUUUAAUUGUUAUGGCAAAUAAACGAAUUUGUUUUGAA
Messenger RNA from Drosophila grimshawi, 1511 nucleotides. It is a transcript of the gene Kyat, whose product is annotated as kynurenine aminotransferase. The coding region runs from base 71 to 1435 and encodes 454 amino acids. The transcript is spliced from 4 exons. Lineage: Eukaryota; Metazoa; Arthropoda; Insecta; Diptera; Drosophilidae. Gene Ontology annotation, molecular function: L-kynurenine:2-oxoglutarate transaminase activity; pyridoxal phosphate binding. The record is from RefSeq and is a predicted model, not a curated record. Gene Ontology annotation, biological process: biosynthetic process. Gene Ontology annotation, cellular component: cytoplasm; mitochondrion.